Messenger RNA from Hippocampus comes (tiger tail seahorse), 1108 nucleotides. RefSeq names its product proteasome 20S subunit alpha 5 (gene psma5). Gene Ontology annotation, cellular component: proteasome core complex, alpha-subunit complex; proteasome core complex. The record is from RefSeq and is a predicted model, not a curated record. Gene Ontology annotation, biological process: proteasome-mediated ubiquitin-dependent protein catabolic process. NCBI's taxonomy places the organism in Eukaryota, Metazoa, Chordata, Actinopteri, Syngnathiformes, Syngnathidae. The transcript has 10 exons. Bases 121 to 846 code for a protein of 241 amino acids.
UGCCAUUUUUUUUGUAAGCAACCGGACCUUUUCCGAUGUUACACACUCAACGAUUUCCAGAAACUAGCAAACUCAUUCAAGGCUUUGUGCAACACAAGGUCUCUUGUUCAAAGUUAAACAAUGUUCCUGACGAGAUCGGAAUAUGACAGAGGUGUGAACACAUUCUCUCCCGAAGGAAGGUUAUUUCAAGUUGAAUAUGCUAUUGAGGCUAUUAAACUUGGGUCCACUGCCAUUGGUAUCCAGACAUCAGAGGGAGUGUGUCUGGCUGUGGAGAAGAGGAUUACCUCUCCGCUGAUGGAGCCCAACAGCAUUGAGAAGAUUGUGGAGAUCGACAGUCACAUUGGUUGCGCAAUGAGUGGCUUGAUAGCGGAUGCCAAGACUCUAAUUGACAAAGCCCGAGUGGAAACACAGAACCACUGGUUCACCUAUGAUGAGACCAUGACAGUGGAGAGCGUAACCCAGGCAGUGUCCAACCUGGCACUGCAGUUUGGGGAGGAGGACGCCGACCCUGGUGCGAUGAGUCGACCAUUUGGAGUCGCGCUUCUUUUUGGAGGGGUGGAUGAAAAAGGACCUCAAUUGUAUCACAUGGACCCUUCGGGAACCUUUGUGCAGUGUGACGCUCGAGCAAUAGGCUCCGCAUCUGAGGGUGCACAAAGCUCCCUGCAAGAGGUCUACCACAAGUCCAUGACGCUAAAAGAUGCCAUCAAGUCAUCUCUCACCAUUCUGAAGCAGGUGAUGGAGGAAAAGCUCAACGCCACCAACAUUGAGCUGGCAACAGUGGAGCCAGGGAAGACCUUCCACAUGUACUCCAAAGAAGAGCUGGAGGAUGUGAUCAAGGAUAUUUAGAUGGUUUUCAGUGCGGGACGAGAGAACAGGAAGUACACCUGGCCUCAGAGUCGAGCAACAAAACACAACUUUCCAUCAGCACAUCCAGCUCCGCUACACUCAGAUGUUUUUCGGAUUGCAUCGGAGGUUUUGUCUGUGUGAUGUGCUAAUGGACUUCUUCCCUAUCGACGUCUGUUCAGAGCGCCAGGAAGAAAAUGGGGGGAGUUUUUUUUUUUUCUAACAAAUCAAUACUUCAAUUAAACCGUUGUAUUCCAUAACUAAA